Messenger RNA from Clupea harengus (Atlantic herring), 985 nucleotides. RefSeq names its product major histocompatibility complex class I-related protein 1-like. Gene Ontology annotation, cellular component: external side of plasma membrane. The record is from RefSeq and is a predicted model, not a curated record. Lineage: Eukaryota; Metazoa; Chordata; Actinopteri; Clupeiformes; Clupeidae. Gene Ontology annotation, biological process: immune response.
AUUUAUAGCGGGAUAUUUAAAAAUGGCGGAAGAAGGCGGAUCAAUGGGCGGGGAAGGCAUGGGUCUAGAAGGGCGUAUCGAAGAAGUCGUUUUGCAAAAGGCGCAGGAGUGAAGUGACAGUCGCAGAUAGCUCUUCUGUUUUUACAGCCUUUGCCAAUUUUGUGACAAUGUGACAUGUUUAUUUUCGAGACUCCAGUGUGGAUUUAUUUGUGUCUUGUGAUCUUCCCUAAUCUCCCAAACGGUUCAGAUGUCAACACACUGGAGGUCCAGUUCACAGUGUUCCGUGCUCCGAACAACAAGCUGCAGUUCCAGCAAACAUCUCUGUUCAACGGACACGUGAUAUUUACCUGCAACAGCCAAACACUGGCAGACCAACCAAGACAGGACUGGGUUACACACACAUUCACCCAAGAGGAACUGCAGGAGAGACACAAGGAGUGUGAGGGUCGGCGUGAUGAGCACUUUGCUUUGUUUGAGAUGAUGAAGACUAUCACUGUCUCAGUAGAGGUUCUUCAGAGACGUCGUGGUUGUAUAAUCAGCAGCUCAGGAGUAUUUGCUUUUGAUGAGUGGGCUGUCAAUGGAGAGGACUUCUUGACCUUUGGACACCAGACGCGUGAAUGGACUCCUCUGUCUGUCCUGGCAACCCCUGUGGCUGUAGAAUGGAACAAGCAGGACAUCAGGAAUCAUGUGUUUUGGAACUAUUUACACCAAGUCUGUCCAAACGCCCAUGAUACCUUGAAGUUGAAGAGAGCAACAUGGAUCAAUGAAUCUGCACAAACAGGUAAUUUCUAGAGCUCUGCAGAAUUAUGUAAAGAAGAUGAGGCCGUAGGAGUAGUAUUCUUCUGUCAUAUAUAGGGAUGGGUAUCGUUUGGGUUUUUCCGAUACCGGUGCCUAAACGGUGCCACAAAACGAUGAUUGACGACAUUGAAGAAUGGCUUUUUUUAUUGCCAAGGCAAAUAUGUUCCUUCAAAUUGAACAAUAUAUU